Molecule: messenger RNA, 501 nt
Organism: Brettanomyces nanus
Lineage: Eukaryota; Fungi; Ascomycota; Pichiomycetes; Pichiales; Pichiaceae
Exons: 1
Coding region: 1-501 (166 amino acids)
Biological process (GO): electron transport chain
Source: RefSeq, a predicted model, not a curated record
AUGUUUCUUAGAGCUCUGAGACCGUCUAUGCAAAAAGCGGCUGCCAAAAAUUUCGAGGUCACCUUGCGGUCUAAUAGCAGUGCAAGCACACCUGUUAAGAUAAGAGAAAUCGUUGAUGCUACUACGACAAGUAAAGAGAUUGUUAGUGGUGCUCCAUCCGAAUUGGCCGCUUCCGACAACAGAGUUGUUCGUAUAUAUAAGGAAGCACAGUAUGCUACUCAGUCCAGUGCCAGAAAUUCCUUCUUCUGGAAACUUGAAUUUGACAUUCUUCCUAAAGGUAAUAGAUGGGAAAACGACUUGAUUGGGUACCAAGGUACUACAGAUUAUGUCCAGGCUACUAGAUUAGACUUUAUCACUAAGGAAGAUGCGGUCAGAUUUGCCGAGGGUCAAGGUUGGGAUUAUUAUGUUCAGCAUCCCAAAGAGAAGAAGUUCAAGGUCAAACAGUAUGCAAAUAACUUUGUUCAUUGUAAAGGCCCAUUGAAGAUCAUCAGAACCAAAUGA